Messenger RNA from Aspergillus saccharolyticus JOP 1030-1, 1062 nucleotides. RefSeq lists its product as uncharacterized. The coding region runs from base 353 to 871 and encodes 172 amino acids. The transcript is spliced from 2 exons. NCBI's taxonomy places the organism in Eukaryota, Fungi, Ascomycota, Eurotiomycetes, Eurotiales, Aspergillaceae. The record is from RefSeq and is a predicted model, not a curated record.
CUCGCCUAAUGGCUGCAGCUGACGGCCCAAUACCCAUUCUCCAAGGUCAAAGCUGUAUGUUUUUGAGCCUAUCACGACCAAAACGCGUAGGAUAGCCAGCAUCCGACUCCUCUUCCCGAAACACCAUGAAGCCCCUGACGGCGAACGUGCAGAGGAGUCGGAUCCGAAGCCCAACAUAGCCAGCCCUGCAUAGCCAUUCCUGCAGAAUGGGUUUUCUUCAUAUUGUCCUGUCCUGCUUCCCUUGUCUCUCCUGCUCUUAUAUUCUACCCGCAGCCAGGGACAAAGUCACACAACAUCGCGCGAUUUGUAGAUCGAAUCCGUCGAUAACAAUACACACCUUACCCACAGCACCAUGUCCUCACAGCGACUACCCUUGCCAAUCCUCAUCAUUGUCACAGUGCUAAACACACCGACCUUCGCGCAGAGCGUGCUCCAAGAGGUAGACGGCCAGCAACAAAAAGAUGACACGUCAAGCUCGGACACGAAAAGCAUCUCGUCCAAGGGCAUGAUCAUCCUGUGCACGAUAGUCGCCCUCGUCAUUGUUGUCGGAAUAUCCUUCACAACUAUAUUCAUCGUCUUCAAAAAGCGGCGCUGGCAGAUGCGCGAAGCGCUCUACUCGACGGACAGCGUCGCCCCGGACAUUCUUGAAAGGGGUUCGGUUGUCAAAACGCCCACCAGCCAGGUCAGCCACGUACAACACACGCCGACGAGAAGUGAAACUCGUUCCGGAUCGCGGACGCAAGAAGCCGCCGUGCACAGGGAUGGUCGGUUUGAGAAGCCUGGCGACGGCGUAUCUGAAACAGCCGCAGCCGCAACGCAUCGGGGAUGGGGGUCAUUGUUCUCGUUUGGGCGGACGCAGAUUCGACAAUGACGUACUUUGCUUUAUGAUGAUGAAUCGGUUUAGUUGUUGCUUGUUUGCGGGCGCUGAAAUGAAAUUUCCGGGGUUUGAUGGAUGUCUUGCUUUGAGUUCAUGUUUUUCUGUCGGGGAGUAUGGGGAUUCUUAAGUAAGGGUCAUGUCUCGAUCGAGCGCCAGGUGCGCUAUCGAGUUUGGAGACUUCUUGC